This is a messenger RNA of Monascus purpureus, 1900 nucleotides long. The record is from the annotation of a GenBank genome assembly. NCBI's taxonomy places the organism in Eukaryota, Fungi, Ascomycota, Eurotiomycetes, Eurotiales, Aspergillaceae.
AAACAGUGGAUAGCAACCUGUCAAUUUCCCAUAAAAUCACGAAACUACUAGCACGCAAUCCAGUGGCUUACAAACGUGACAAACUCGCUGUGGCCACUAGACUACGCGAAGGAUCCUGGAAAUUUUAUCUCCAGGGCUAAUAUAUCUAGCGUAGAUAACAGACGCAGUGGUACGAGGAGCUCUUCCAAGGUUCCCGUUGAGAUUCGGUUGAUAGCGACAAUCCUCCCUCGUUUCCUUCCCAUUCUCUUCGCCUUCCUGACGUCUGCUUGGGAUCGAAAAUGUGUGUUACCAAGAUUCGCCGCAUAGCUGUUAUCGGCGCUGGGCCGGCAGGUCUUGCUUCCGCCAAAUUCCUUCUCGCCGAGAAAUUCUUUGACAAAAUCGAUGUCUUCGAGCAAAGGAAUUCCGUAGGCGGAAUUUGGAAUUACUCUCCAAGCUCCUACAAGUCAAAGAUCCCGACGACCGCGCCGCAGCUCAACCCCAAUGAGCCACCGGAAGAGCCCAUAUGGCAUGCGUCAGGAGAUAGCCAUAGUGCUCGUGAGGCAUUGUUUGUGUCACCGAUCUACAGGCAACUGGAGACCAACAUUCCCAAGGAGUUGAUGGCGUUUUCCGAGAAGCCAUUCCCUGCUGACUCCCAGCUCUUCCCCAAGCAUCCAACAGUCAAGCAAUAUCUGGAAGAGUAUGCAGAAGAAGUGAAACAUCUUGUGCAGUUUGAGAUGCAGGUUCUCGAUUUGAGACCGGAGAGCUCCGGCGCUGACACUUGGGCCUUAACCACGAAGAAUCUCCGUGCGGGCACCAAGAAGACUGACAUUUACGAUGCCGUUGUUGUCUCUAAUGGUCACUAUAAUGUUCCUUAUGUUCCAGAUAUUGCGGGUAUUAAGGCUUGGAAUGAAGCAUAUCCGGGGGUGAUCUCACAUUCGAAGCUCUACGACUCCCCGGAGGAUUUCCGGGAUAAGAAGGUCGUGGUCGUAGGGAACUCUGCUUCUGGCGUUGACAUCGGGGCUCAAAUCAACAAAUUCAGCAAAGGGAAACUACUGCUUUCUUCCCAGUCCUUUGAGUCUGCAUUCACAGGCACUACUACCGACACCGAGAAAAUCGACUGCCCAGAAAUCGUGGAGUUCCUACCGCCAGCUAUCCAUAAACGUGGCAUACGAUUUGCAGAUGGUCGGAUAGAAGAAGAUGUCGACGCUAUUGUGUUCUGCACCGGUUAUCUGUACUCGUAUCCAUUUUUAUCGUCCUUACAGCCACCUGUCGUGGUUGACGGUAGCAGAACUCUCAACGUCUACCAACAACUUUUCUACAUACCGAACCCCACUCUAGUAUUCCCGGUCUUGGCACAAAGGAUCAUACCAUUUCCCUUGUCAGAAAAUCAAGCAGCAGUGUUUGCACGCGUAUGGUCUGGACGUCUAAGUCUUCCAUCCCGCGACGAGAUGAAAGCCUGGGAGGAUGCGACAAUUGCGGAGAAGGGUGAUGGGAAGGCAUUCCAUGUACUUCCGUUUCCACAGGAUGCUGACUACCUCAAUUUCCUCUAUGACUGGGCAGCAAAGGCCGAGAAACGCCCGGGUCUUGCAAACAACGGAAAUGGAAAACAAGGGGCUCGUUGGGAGGAGAAAGAAAGAUGGAUGCGAGAACGCUUUGCUGAUUUCAGGAGGGCAUUUGUCGGAAAGGGCGAAGAGAAAGGCAAUAUCAAAAGCCUUGAAGAGCUCGGCUUUGACUAUGAUCAGUGGAAAUGAAAGCAAGGCCAGAGUCAAUAGUAACUGGGAACCGCUGAUUGCUGUUUAGGAAGGGAUAGAUAACUUUGGACACUCUCACCUUCGGCUGGACAUUUAGACCCAAGAUAGAUAUUUCUAAUAAUUGACUUGUAGAUUGAAUUGUCCGUUACGGGGUACACUAUGCUGUGUCU